Messenger RNA from Catharus ustulatus (Swainson's thrush), 5697 nucleotides. RefSeq names its product ring finger protein 220 (gene RNF220). Gene Ontology annotation, biological process: protein ubiquitination. Lineage: Eukaryota; Metazoa; Chordata; Aves; Passeriformes; Turdidae. The record is from RefSeq and is a predicted model, not a curated record. The transcript has 17 exons. Bases 879 to 2768 code for a protein of 629 amino acids. Gene Ontology annotation, molecular function: metal ion binding; ubiquitin protein ligase activity.
CCGAGGGGGACCGGUAGCCACCAGGGGGAUCAGGUGCCGGGGACCGCCGCGGCAGCCCGGCUGGGGACCGCGCACGGCAAGGGGGAGCCCGGCCGGACCCGGAGACCGGCACAGAUCUCUUGCUCCCAAAUAGAUAUCAUUUUUUAAACUAUUUUUCUCCCUUUUCUUUUUUCUUCCGUAUUUUUCGGUGGGGCAAGCCGGGCAGUUAUUUCCUCGCUUCUCUCCGCUGCUCCCGGCGCUCGCUCUCUCCGCGGUCGCUCUGGGCAGCGACAAUUUCAGCUGCAAAACAAAAACUUUUUUCAAAGGAAAUAAGCAGACCCACGCAUCCACCCCGGGGGGUUUGUUGGUUUGGGAUUUUUUUGUUUGUGGGUUUUUUUUCCCCCUUUAAAAUAUACAAACUUAGUCUUUUAUUUUGCAAUAAAAGUAUCCGGGGAAAAAAAAUACAAAAAACAAAAACCAACCAAAACCCAAAACACCCGCCAGGGUUUCUGUGCGUUCAAGCAACACUGCCCAGACAGCAAUUUUAUUUACUCCGAAGCUUUCAUUUUUGCGAUCGCGCAGUCCCCGGGUGAACUUUAGUUUUAAGCCGUCCCCAAAAUGCGCGAUCCCCCCUUAAAGACCGAUAAUUUCUUUUUUGACCACUCGUUGUUAAGUCGCACUUAGCUUAAUUUUGGACGCGGCUGAAGUUUGUCCAACAUCCUCGUCCCUCUUCGGGUCCUUCAUCUCUAAAAGAUUGCCGCCCUUGCCCCUGGCUGCUUCCAGUGUUCGAAGGGUGAUGAUGCUCCAGUAAUUUUCCCCGCUCCAUUCCUAGGCAUCGCUUUGCUUUCCUUCCGGGGAAGAUUGUUCUGCUUGUGAUCCUGCUGAGGAAAGACACUCCGAUGGACUUACACCGGGCAGCAUUCAAGAUGGAGAACUCACCCUAUCUCCCCAACCCACUGGCCUCCCCAGCACUGAUGGUUCUUGCCUCCACUGCCGAAGCCAGCCGUGAUGCUUCCAUUCCCUGCCAGCAGCCGAGGCCUUUUGGGGUCCCUGUGUCAGCAGACAAGGACGUGCACAUUCCCUUUACCAAUGGCUCAUAUACUUUUGCCUCCAUGUAUCACCGCCAAGGCGGGGUGCCGGGAGCAUUUGCAAACCGUGACUUUCCUCCAUCCUUACUUCACCUUCACCCCCAGUUUGCACCCCCCAACCUGGACUGCACCCCGAUCAGUAUGUUGAACCACAGCGGCGUUGGGGCUUUCCGCCCCUUUGCAUCCACUGAAGACCGGGAGAGCUACCAGUCAGCCUUUACACCGGCCAAGCGCCUCAAAAACUGCCACGACACUGACUCACCCCAUCUGCGCUUCUCAGACACUGAUGGGAAGGAGUAUGAGUUUGGCACCCAGCUCCCCUCCAGCUCCCCUGGCUCCCUCAAAGUUGAUGAUACAGGGAAGAAGAUCUUUGCUGUUUCUGGCCUCAUUUCUGACCGUGAGACCUCAUCCAGUCCAGAAGACCGAAGUGACAGAUAUAGAAGCGACAACCAAAGAGGGCCCCAGGCGUCUGCAACUGCCACUCAUCGUAUGAUUUUAACUCUCCCCCUCUGCAAAAAGAAAGCAACUUUGUUUGACAGUCAGGCUCCGAUCUGCCCCAUCUGCCAGGUCCUUCUUCGCCCUGGGGAGUUGCAGGAGCACAUGGAGCAGGAGCUGGAGAAGCUCACACAGCUGAACAUCAGCAAGAGCUCCAUCCUGAAGGAUGCCAUGGCAGCAGGCACUCCCAAGUCAAUUUUGUUGUCGGCCUCAAUCAAGCGGGAAGGAGAUUCUCCGACAGCAUCACCCCACUCCUCAGAUGACAUCCAUCACUCAGACAGAUACCAGACCUUCCUGCGGGUGCGAGCGAACCGGCAGACCCGGCUGAACGCCCGGAUUGGAAAAAUGAAACGGAGGAAGCAAGACGAAGGGCAGGUAUGUCCCCUCUGCAGCCGGCCUCUGUCAGGAUCCGAGGAGGAGAUGAGUAGGCAUGUGGAACAAUGCCUUGCAAAGAGAGAAGGUUCAUGCAUGACUGAGGAUGACUCCGUGGACAUCGAGAACGAGAACGGCAACCGCUUUGAAGAGUACGAGUGGUGCGGACAGAAGAGGAUACGGGCUACUACUCUCCUGGAGGGAGGAUUUCGAGGUUCUGGGUUUAUCAUGUGCAGCGGGAAGGAGAAUCCAGACAGUGAUGCUGACCUGGAUGUGGAUGGAGACGACACACUUGAAUACGGGAAACCACAGUACACAGAGGCAGACAUUAUCCCUUGCACUGGAGAAGAGCCAGGUGAAGCCAAAGAAAGGGAGGCGCUCCGAGGUGCUGUUUUAAAUGGUGGCACACCAAGUACUCGAAUAACGCCAGAGUUUUCUAAAUGGGCCAGUGACGAAAUGCCGUCAACGAGUAAUGGUGAAUGCAGUAAACAGGAGACCAUGCAGAAGACCUGUAAAAACAGUGACAUUGAAAACCACGCUACCCACAUAAUAGCAAACCCGGACACAAGGUUGUUUAAAAUUACAGAAGACUCUGCAGUGACAACAUUUGAAGCGCUAAAGGCUCGUGUCCGUGAGUUAGAAAGGCAGCUUUCCCGUGGGGACCGCUAUAAAUGUCUCAUUUGCAUGGACUCCUACACAAUGCCCCUGACUUCUAUUCAGUGCUGGCAUGUGCACUGUGAAGAAUGCUGGCUGCGGACUCUGGGUGCCAAGAAGCUCUGUCCUCAGUGUAACACCAUCACGUCUCCUGGAGACCUUCGGCGCAUUUACUUAUGAAGGAUCCAGCAGGAGGGCGGGACCCAGCUACUCGGCUCAGCUCAUCAAACCCAGGGGGAGAAGAAUGACCACAACAACAACAAAAAAUACACGUUUUAAAAUUUAAAGAAAAAACAAACCAGAGACUCCAGACAUGGACUCGAGGAUAAGGAGCAGUGGGGAACUUCGGCUGCCAGGUCCCACAGUUUGAGACCUCCUUCAGCAUCUGCAGCGGGCAAAACCGAAUCCUUUGUUGUGAAGCCCUCUUUUUUAAAACCAGUGUUCCCCAUCACCCGUUCCCUGGAGCUGGCUUUGCAUUGUGGAUGGCUCGUGAGCCCUCCUUUGGACUGUGUUGUUGACCACUCUGCCCCCAGGAGACUGGGGAAGGGACCCUUGACAGAAAGAUGUUAAAUAACCUGUAACUUGUGUUCCUUGAUCAGUUUUUGUUUUGUUUUUAUUUGUUUUGGUUUGAUUUUUUUUUGUUUGGUUCUGUUUUGGUUUUUUGUGGUGUUCUAGUGAUGACUAAAAGGUUUAAAGGAAAAAAAAAAACACACCCAGGCAGAAAUGAAGCACAUGUAAUAUAGAUUAUAUAUGUUUACAAUGUUGUGUAUAAAUGGGAUAGACUCAAACAUUACAUACUAAUAAGUUUCCCUUUCUUUUCUUUGGGUUGUAUUUUUUUUAAAGAAGAAAAAAAAAUGAGCAGAGAACAUUAAACCCAUAUUUUUCUUGGUUCAGCAAAGUUUUGGCAUUAAAGUCAUUAGUUUAAAAAAAGUAUAUAUAUACAUAUAUAUAAUAUAAAUGGUUUAAUGUUCUGUGGUGUAUAUUUCCUCAUUCAGAUAUGAAGUUAACAGCUUUUAGUAAUGGCUGUAGCAUUGCCCAUAACUUACAGAACUUAUGGGGAGUAGAGGAGGUGGAUUUUUGUCAUUAGUUGUAGCUAAUGGGGCUAUUUAUAAUAGAAUCGUUAUCCCCGGAAAGACACAGCUUUUAACUCCUCACCGGGGGGCCAGGCAGGACAGGGGAAUCUGGCUCAGCCCCCCUUAUCUUUGCUAGCUCGGGAAAGGGGCAAAUGGUAAGGAGCUGGAGGGAGGGAGUCUGUCAGAGCUGUCCUCUCCCAUGGCUGCGAGUGCCUGCUCGAGGGUCUGGCUGAUAGCUGUGCUCCUCCAGGCCACAGCCCCUUCCCCUGCCCUGCCUGGCUUUGCUUUCCUCCUCUGGGCAGCGUUUCCUGGCUGAGGAUGCCUGGGCUGCUCAGGAUGGUGCUGAGGCAGGACAGUGGGGAUGGCAGGGGAUGGGAUGGUCCUGCUGGUGGCUUUGCCCAGAGAGACUCAGCCAGUUCUCUUGUGGGGCUGCCUGGCAGAGCUGUGCAAGCCCUGCAGAGCCAGCCCUGCCCUGCUCUCGCUUCCCCCAGCUCCCACUCUCCUGCAGCCGGCGUUUUUCCUAAGAGGUUUUGGCACUAGGGCAGAGAGCCAAGCCAGCCCUGUCUCAUCCCCACUGCCACUCCCAGGGUCCAGCAGAGACACUCUCAGCUGGACCCAGAGGUCCCCACAGCCCCAGCUUCUUCCACGCAGUCCUUCAUGCUUGUCCCUGUCUCCCAUAUCCUCAGCCUUAACCAAAGCUGCCAUCUGGCCUGGUUUUUUGUUGUUCUUUCUUUUAUUGUCAGGAUCCAAGAAACAGAUACUGACCCCUUUCCCAAGGCCUUGGGACUUCUCCCAGCCCUACACUUUGCAUCCCUGGGCAGUUGUGGGGUGCCAGCUCCCCAUAGCCAGAAGACAGGGAGAUGGGAAAGCUCAUCUGCCCCACUCCUUUACAAGCAGAUCCCACCUGGCAGCACAACAUAGCUGGAGCAUUUUAAGACAGUCCAGGAAUAGCAGUGGAUGAGGGAUUUGGAGUUGGGACCCCAGUGCUUCUGGGCUGCUGGGGUAUUUCUAGAGAGGGAAGGGCUGGGUAAGCAGGAUGUGGGGUGGGGGGGUACGACAGUCCCACUACUGCUUCCCUCCCCUGAGUUCUUUGGCAGAGAACAGCUGCAGCUUUGGCAUCUCCUGACUGAUUGCUGACAGAUCCCACUGCACCCAAAAAAAACCCAAGUGAAAUUGAAGGAGCUGUUGUUUCAUAAACGUCUCAUCAAAAGGUGACAAUUCAUAAUUGGGAGUUUCCCUUGUGUCCAAGCUCAUAGCUGUGUGUGGCCUCUGAGACCAGAGAGCUGCAGCCUCCUCUGCUCUGUGCAGAGCUCCUGGGAACCAGAGGAAGCUGAGGCACGCCAAGGGUCCUGCCCUCACAGGGAGAUUGCAGGCAGGGGCUGUCACUGCAGGGUGACCCUGCAGCCAGCAGUACAAGGCAGGAGAAGGGCAGGCAUGCACAGCACAGCAGGAUUUGUAAAGGGAGAAAAGCUUGCAGGGCACAUGGCUCAGCUGGGAGUGUGCUGGUGCUGAGGUCUCGGAGAUGGAGAAGGUGCAGCCAGGUGGGAUUGAGAGGCAGCCAGGAAGGGCAAGAGGGUAAGACACCCCUACCCAGUGCUUCCCUGGAAAUAGCCUGGCUGCCUCCCAGGGCUUUUCUGGCAGGUGUUGUGGACCAGCCAUGUGCUUUGUGUGUAAAACCAUAUGUAACUAGUCAUUGGUUCUUUGCUUUGCGGUUUAUUUUUGGUUUAUUCUUUUUGUUUAAUUUGUAAAGCCAUCCCCUGUUUUCAAGGGGGAAGCUGCAGGGGGAAGGCUGGGGAGAGAGGCAUCCCAGUUUGUAACAGGCAUCUGCCACUUCCCCUCUUCUGUAAUGAAUUUAAAUGAUUUUUAAAAAAAAGUUAAAUAUAAGAGUUACCUAUCUUUGCCCAAAGAAUCCCAGUUGCACAAAGCGAUAUUCCAGUGUGUCAAUGAUUGUGUGUCAGUGUAUACUAUACAAAGAGGUACUUGUCACUCCCGUUUGUAAACUACAUUUGACAUUAAUUAAACAAGUAUAAAUCUUC